Molecule: messenger RNA, 4726 nt
Organism: Dermacentor silvarum
Lineage: Eukaryota; Metazoa; Arthropoda; Arachnida; Ixodida; Ixodidae
Gene: Tnks
Product: poly [ADP-ribose] polymerase tankyrase-1
Exons: 26
Coding region: 1-3381 (1126 amino acids)
Molecular function (GO): protein binding; NAD+ poly-ADP-ribosyltransferase activity
Source: RefSeq, a predicted model, not a curated record
AUGCGCUGCAAUGGCCACAUUAUUGAGUGCGGGAAGGAAGCGCACAUCAAGGCACCAUCCUUCAUGGCUCACCUAAGGCUCACCCACGCCCGCUUUCCCUCGCAGCCACAGCACACGUCCUCGGGACGUGAUAGGAUUUUGCAACUGUGCCACUUUUGUGCAGGGUUUGGGCGGCGAGAUGUGGUUGAACAUCUUCUACAAAAUGGGGCCAAUGUUCAUGCCAAGGACGAUGGUGGCCUGAUUCCCCUGCACAAUGCCUGCUCCUUUGGCCACGCAGAAGUAGUGCAACUCCUUUUGAAGCAUGGCGCUGACCCCAAUGCAAGGGAUAACUGGAACUAUACACCACUCCAUGAAGCAGCGAUCAAAGGAAAGGUUGAUGUGUGCAUAGUGCUUCUGCAGCAUGGGGCAGAUGCAUCUAUCCGCAACACGGAUGGAAAGAUCCCGCUGGACCUGGCAGACCCAUCGACUCGUAGUGUGCUCACGGGGGACUACAGAAAGGAUGAGCUGCUUGAGUCUGCUCGCAGUGGCAAUGAGGAGAAGCUGCUGGCACUGCUCACAUCUAUAAAUGUCAAUUGCCAUGCCAGCGAUGGCCGCAAGUCUACGCCACUCCAUCUCGCAGCAGGCUACAACAGAGUGCGGAUUGUCCAGCUCCUCCUGCAGCAUGGGGCUGAUGUUCAUGCCAAAGAUAAAGGUGGCUUGGUGCCCUUGCAUAAUGCGUGUUCCUACGGUCAUUUUGAAGUGACUGAGAUGUUGAUAAAGCAUGGGGCCAAUGUGAAUGCCAUGGAUCUGUGGCAGUUCACACCACUGCACGAAGCAGCCUCCAAGAGUCGAGCUGAGGUGUGCUCACUGCUACUGGCACAUGGAGCUGACCCUGGUCUGCUCAACUGCCACUCAAAGAGCCCAGUCAUGGUAGCUCCUUCCCGUGAUCUCCAGGACCGCAUGCUUUGUGAGUACUCAGCGAUUCCUGUUUCUAGGGGUACUCUGACAUUACAUUUGCAGCACGUGGUUGCGGUUUCUCCAUUACCCAAGCGCAAACAGGCAAUAGAAUUGCUGCUUCGGAAGAAUGCUAACAUCAACGAAAAGAACGAAGAGUAUUUGACACCAUUGCACCUAGCAGCUGACAAAUCUCAUCUUGAUGUUGUGGACAUUCUGAUCAAAAAUGGUGCAAAGGUGAAUGCACUGGACAGCUUGGGGCAGACUGCACUGCAUCGGUGUUCUCGAGAAGGAAAUGUGCAAGCUUGCCGCUUGCUCCUGUCGGCUGGGGCUGACCCUGGCAUAGUGAGUGGGCAAGGCUAUACAGCAUCGCAGUUGGCCAGUGAUGCAGUUCAGCAGCUUUUGCAUGAACCUCAGCACAGCAGUGGAGAUGCGGAGUUCCAGCUGCUUGAAGCAGCAAAAGCAGGAGAUCUGGACGUUGUGAAGAAAUUGAUAUCGUCCCAUGCUGACAUUGUGAACUGCAGAGACGUGGAUGGGCGACAGUCAACGCCCUUGCACUUUGCAGCAGGGUACAAUCGUGUGGCAGUGGUUGAAUUCCUGCUUCAGCAUGGUGCUGAUGUUCAUGCCAAAGACAAAGGGGGCUUGGUGCCUCUACAUAAUGCUUGCUCCUAUGGCCAUUAUGAAGUAGCUGACCUCUUGGUAAAGCAUGGCGCCAGUGUAAAUGUAUCUGAUCUCUGGAAGUUCACGCCACUUCAUGAAGCAACUGCUAAAGGGAAAUAUGACAUUGUGAAGCUGUUGCUUAAGCAUGGAGCUGACCCAAGCAAGAAGAACCGUGACGGUAACACACCUCUUGAUUUAGUGAAAGAUGGUGACCAAGAUGUGGCAGAUCUUCUCAAAGGGGAUGCUGCACUUUUAGAUGCUGCUAAGAAGGGCAAUCUUGCAAGGGUCAUGAAGCUGGUGACAAGUGAAAAUAUUAAUUGUAGGGACUCUCAAGGCAGGAACUCCACACCACUGCAUUUGGCGGCCGGAUACAACAACCUGGAAGUUGCAGAGCUGCUGCUUGAAAAUGGUGCAGAUGUCAAUGCGCAGGACAAAGGAGGCCUCAUUCCACUUCAUAAUGCAUCAUCAUAUGGGCAUUUGGACAUAGCAGCCUUGUUGAUCAAGUACAAUACUGUGGUGAAUGCUACUGACCGGUGGGGCUUUACACCACUGCAUGAGGCUGCACAAAAAGGUCGGACACAGCUCUGUGCCUUGUUGCUGGCGCAUGGUGCGGACUCAACAAUGAAGAACCACGAAGGUCAGACGCCUCUAGACAUUGCAGCAGCAGAAGAUGUGCGCUGCCUGCUGACCGAUGCCAUGCCUCCGCAUGCCCUCCCUCCUUCGGCAAAAGCAUCAGCAGUUCAGCCACAAUGUCCAUCCAACAUGCUAGGAGGAAGCCCACUGUCAGCGCUGUCAUUGGAAGCACUUGAGGCUGAAAUCCCUGCCGCCAUGAGCCUACUAUCAACACAGCGGGCCGGUCACGUACGAGAGGGCUCAGCAGCCAGUGAACCUCUGGCCGAGCUGACGCCACACAACAAAGAAUUUAUGCAGUUUCUCACCAACAUUGGCCUGGGGCAUCUUUGUGAGCUUUUCGAGAAAGAGAUGAUUACAAUUGACAUCUUGGCUGAGAUGGGUCACGAGGAAUUGAAGCAGAUAGGCGUCUCUGCUUAUGGGCACCGACACAAGUUGAUGAAGGGAAUUGAAAAGCUGCUGACAGGUCGAGCCAUCUCGUCAACACUUAUGCCCAACACAACUGGAACUGUCUUAGUGGACCUUUCGCCUGAUGAUAAAGAGUACUUGGCUGUAGAAGAGGAGCUUCAAGCUACCAUCCGUGAACAUAGGGACAAUGGAUAUGCUGGUGGAAUUUUCAUGCGCUACAACAUCAUUAAGAUUCAAAAAGUGCGCAAUCGGAAACUCUUGGAACGCUACUGCCAUCGGAGGAAAGAAGUUGCUGAGGAAAACCACAACCAGUCCAAUGAGCGUAUGCUGUUUCAUGGCUCACCUUUCAUCAAUGCAAUUGUUCAGAAGGGGUUCGAUGAACGUCAUGCCUACAUUGGGGGCAUGUUUGGGGCUGGCAUUUAUUUUGCAGAGAACUCAUCCAAAAGCAAUCAGUAUGUCUAUGGCACCUGCGGAGGAACGGGCUGCCCAAUACACAAAGAUCGUUCCUGCUACAUCUGCCACAGGCAAAUGCUGUUGUGUCGUGUGACACUGGGCAAGUCAUUCCUGCAAUUCAGUGCCAUGAAGAUGGCACAUGCUCCACCUGGUCACCAUUCAGUCAUUGGCCGGCCCAGCGUAGGAGGACUCUCCUACCCCGAGUAUGUUGUCUACCGUGGCGAGCAGGCGUACCCGGAGUACCUGAUAUCCUACCAGAUUGAAAAACCUCAGGAUCAUGUCGUUCUGAGUUCAUAACGAAACAAGGUCUACACCUGGCGAAAAACACACAUUAUGGAUUCCAUGUCUUUACAGUGACCACAGCCUUUGAUGGGGGAUUGGUGUCUGUGUGUGUUCAGUGGCCGCUUGGAAGUUUUUUGGUGUAUGAGAAUGAUGAAUGUAGUAGGGUCUGUGUCACAGGCUGUACUGUCUAUAACAAAACACUAUGAAGCUGGUUGAUUGUAUAUAAGAGGUGCUAGAAAGAGAGAAUGUUAAUAUGAAAAUAGCAUUUUGAAACUUGGGUAGGCUUUAAAUGACAUUAAAACUGAAUUUUAGUUAGGCAUUGUUGGCCUUUUUAACUGAGUGGUAGGCCGAAAUGCAAUACAGUUCUUGUGGUGAUAAAAGUAUCUUAUUUUAUGGGGCUUGUUCGAAGCAGCUCAUUGUGCUGAGAUGGAUGUAAUGUGAUAGUGCUUAUUUCUUCGUGUACAUAGCUUAUUGUGUGUAUGAGUGCAUCCUUUUCUAUAGUUUAUCAUUUCUGUAAUGCAUGUUCUAUUUAUAGGCCUGUUUUUAGUUCCCCAUUGCCGAACUUGCAUAGAUAAAAGUUAUUUCACAUAUAAGAUGUGGAAUCUUUCAGAGAUUUGUAAUGAUACAUAAUACUUAUUGUCUAGGUGGCUUGUAUGUAUGAUCUUAGAUCACUGUAUAGACUGUUGUAACAGCCACACUCUAAUCUUUUGAAGAAAAGUAUUUUUUUUUUUGGGGGGGGGGGGGGGGGGUGUCUGUUAAAGGUUAUGUUUUAGAAUUAGAAUGUCAGAGAUAAUAUUGCUGCAUCACGUUCGUCCUGUCCAAAUCCUCUGUUGACGCUCCUCACGAACCUAAUUGAAGUAGACGUAGAUGGUGUACCGUUCACGGCAGUGAGUGAUACUGGAGCCCAAGUGUUCAUUAUGAGCGCUAACCUAUGCCGUCGCCUCAAAAAUGUUCUUACGCCUGCCAUCACUCGAGCCGUACGCGUCGCCAGUGGCGCCACUGUUGCCGUCAGGGGUAUGUGCACUGCUCGCGUAGGAAUUGCUGGCCGCCAAUUUCCCAGUCCUGUUCACCAUGCUGACCAGUUGCCCUCAUGACCUAAUCUUCGAGCUCGACUUUCUGACGACGAAUUCUGCCCUCAUCGACUGUUCCACUGGUGCGCUGUGCCUCGAGCUUCCUCUUCUUUUAGACGUUCGCCCCGAACAACCGAACACCCUCUGCUCUACAGUGUUUGUUCGUUUACCUCCAAAAGCCCUAACCUUCGUCGAAUUGGCCUCAACGGCAACCGUGCCUGAUGGUGACUAUGUUGUUGCACCUAUUCGUGAUGUCCUCCUGGCACGCGACAUCUCUGUGCCACACUCCG